This is a messenger RNA of Neofelis nebulosa (Clouded leopard), 4573 nucleotides long. RefSeq names its product kinesin family member 18B (gene KIF18B). Gene Ontology annotation, molecular function: ATP binding; microtubule binding; microtubule motor activity. The record is from RefSeq and is a predicted model, not a curated record. Gene Ontology annotation, biological process: microtubule-based movement. Bases 1219 to 3822 code for a protein of 867 amino acids. The transcript has 16 exons. Lineage: Eukaryota; Metazoa; Chordata; Mammalia; Carnivora; Felidae.
ACCCAGAAUCCAAAGCAGGCUCCAGGCUCUGAGCUGUCAGCACAGAGCCUGACGCGGGGCUCGAACCCACGAACCGUGAGAUCAUGACCUGAGCCAAAGUCGGAUGCUCAACUGACUGAGCCACACAGGCGCCCCUAAUUUAUAAAUUCAAAGUAGUCCCAAUUAAAAUCUUAGCAGGUGUUUUCAUAAAACUCUGUAAGCUGAUUCCAAAAUCAUCUGCAAGACGAGCUGCCCAAGAAUAGCCCAGAAAAGAACAGAGGUGAUGUGUGUAAUGGAACCACUGCGAUUACAAGUUACUGCAGGAGGAACCUAUCAGUAGAGGAGAAUAGAGAGCCCAGAAAUAAAUUCAUGUUCAUAUGAGAAUAUAGUUAUGUUAAAUGUGGCAUUUCAAAUUGGUAGAGAAAGAAUGCACUAUUGAAUAAAUGGUCUUGGUAUAAUUGCUUACCAUUUGGAAAGAAAAGAUAUUUAGAGGGGCUCCUGGGUGGUUCAGUCAGUUAAGUGUCUGAUUCUUGAUGUUGGCUCUGGUUGUGAUCUCACGAUUUGUAAGAUCAAGCCCCAUGUUGGGCUCUUCACUGACAGUGUGGGGCCUACUUGGGAUUCUCUCUCUCCCCCUCUCUCUCUCUCUGCCCCUUUCCUGCUCAUGCACACGCACAUGCAUGCUCUUUUUCUCUCAAAAUAGACGAACAUUGAAAGAAAGAAAGAAAAGAUAUUUAGAAACCUCAUUCACAAAAAAAUUAAUUCUGUCUGGAUAAAGAGCUAAAUGUAAGAAAAAGUAUGAGACAGAAAUAUAAGAAAAUUACCUCGGGGAAGGAAUAUCUUCUUAAAUAUGACAUAAAACCAUAAAAAAAAGAAGGUUGACACAUUUAGCCAUUUAAAAAUGGAAAACCUCAGGGCGCCUAGGUGACUCAAUUUGUUCAGUGUCCAACCCUUGAUUUCAGCUUAGGUCAUGAUCUCGUGGUGGUGAGAUCAAGCCCUGCAUUGGGCUCCAUGCUGGGCAUGGAGCCUGCUUAAGAUUCUCUUUUUCCCUCUCUCUCUGCCCUUUCUCCACUCAUUCUCUCUCUCUCUCUCUCAAAAAUAAAUAAAUAACUUAAUUAAUUAAUUAAUUUUAAAAAAUGGAAAACUUCUGGGGCGCCUGGGUGGCUCAGUCCAUUAAGCAUCUGACUUCGGCUCAGGUCAUGAUCUCACGGUUCCUGAGUUCAAGCCCCUCAUCUAGUGAGCAUGAGACCUGUUUCUGGUGUUGCCAUGGUGAUGGCGGUAGAGGACAGCAAGGUGCGUGUCGUGGUACGGGUCCGGCCUCCCACCCCACGGGAGUUGGAGAGUCAGCGGCGGCCUGUCGUUCAGGUGGUGGAUGAGCGGGUGCUGGUGUUUGACCCUGAGGAGCCCGAUGGGGGCUUCCUUGGCCUGAAAUGGGGCAGUACCCAUGAUGGCCCCAAGAAGAAGGGCAAAGACCUGACAUUUGUCUUUGACCGGGUCUUUGGUGAGACGGCCACCCAACAGGACGUGUUCCAGCACACCACCCACAGCAUUCUGGACAGCUUUCUCCAGGGCUACAACUGCUCAGUGUUUGCCUAUGGGGCCACCGGGGCUGGGAAGACGCACACCAUGCUGGGAAGAGAGGGGGACCCCGGCAUCAUGUACCUGACCACCAUGGAACUGUACAGGCGGCUUGAGGCCCACCAGGAGGAGAAGCGAUUCGAGGUGCUCAUCAGCUACCAGGAGGUGUACAAUGAGCAGAUCCACGACCUCCUGGAGCCCAAGGGGCCCCUGGCCAUCCGUGAGGACCCCGACAAGGGCGUGGUGGUGCAAGGACUUUCCUUCCACCAGCCAACCUCAGCUGAGCAGCUGCUGGACAUGCUGACCAGGGGGAACCGCAACCGCACGCAGCACCCGACUGACGCCAAUGCUACCUCCUCCCGCUCCCAUGCCAUCUUCCAGAUCUUCGUGAAGCAGCAGGACCGGGUUCCAGGUCUGACUCAGGCCCUUCAAGUGGCCAAAAUGAGCCUGAUUGACCUGGCUGGUUCGGAGCGGGCGUCUAGCACCCACGCGAAGGGGGAGCGGCUGCGGGAGGGUGCCAACAUCAACCGUUCUCUGCUGGCCCUCAUCAACGUCCUCAACGCCCUGGCCGACGCAAAGGGCCGUAAGUCUCACGUGCCCUACCGGGACAGCAAACUGACCCGUCUGCUCAAGGACUCCAUCGGGGGCAACUGUCGCACAGUGAUGAUCGCUACCGUCAGCCCCUCUAGUCUGGCCUACGAGGACACAUACAACACCCUCAAGUAUGCUGACCGGGCCAAAGAGAUCAAACUCUCGCUGAAGAGUAAUGUGAUCAGCCUGGACUGUCACAUCAGCCAGUAUGCCACCAUCUGCCAGCAGCUGCAGGCUGAGGUGGCUGCCCUGAGGGAGAAGCUCCAAAUGUACGAGGCGGGAGCCCAGGCGCCACCGCAGGACCUCCCGAAAUCCCCCAGAUCCGGCCCUCCCCAGCAAGCCUGCCCCUCACCGUCCCAUCUUCCCAGCCAGCCCUGCACCCCAGAGCUCCACCCAGGGUCUGCAGUCCUUCCAGAGGAGAGCCUGGGGCCAGAGGCCCCGGUGGGGAGGGUCAUGGAAGGGAACUCUCCAGACCGGGAACCGCCCCCAGAGGACAAGGAAGACGACCCAGCCGAGGAGGUUCCAAUCCAGGUACCAGAGCAGACCCUCAGACACCCACUGCCAAGGUCCCCGGGCCUGACCCUGCAGCCCAAGCCAGACACGGGCUGCCUCUCACCACAGAACUUGGGCAGGGACUGUUCUAAGCAGUUGGCCCUGAAGGUGCUGUGCCUGGCACAGCGACAGUACUCCCUGCUCCAAGCAGCCAACCUGCUGACCCCCGACAUGAUCACAGAGUUCGAGACCCUACAGCAGCUGGUACAAGAGGAAAAAGCUGAGCCCAGAGCCAAGGCCUCAGGCACACCCGGCCCGGCCAGGGGGGCACCUCUGGAGCUGCGUUUAGAGUCAGAGUCUCCAGGAUACUCUGGCCCCGUGACCCGGACCAUGGCAAGGCGACUGAGUGGCCUCAUGCACACUCUGGGGGUCCUACCAGGGCCUGACCGCACCCCAGCCCAGGUAGCCCGGCGGCCCACAGAGAAGAAAAGGAGGAGGAGACCGAGCCCCUCAGAGCCAGACAGCCCCCCAGCCCCGAAGCUGGGGACCAAACGCCAGCGCCAGUCCUUCCUGCCCUGCCUGAGGAGGGGGUCCCUGCCUGAGGCUCAGCCUUCACUCGGGCCCACCACCCCCAGAGAGGGAAAGGCCUCCUCCUCCUGCCACUCCCCUCGCAUCUGCCCAGCCACAGUCAUCAAAAGCCGGGUGCCCCUGGGCCCUUCUGCCGUGCAGAACUGCUCUACUCCUCUGGCCCUGCCCCCUCGGGACCUCAACGCCACAUUUGACCUCUCAGAGGAGCCCCCCUCAAAACUGGGUUUCCUUGAAUGCACUGGCUGGGAGAAUGUUCCCCAGGAGCCGAGCAGGCUGGAUCAGCCCUUCAUCCCCAGUGGACCUGUACCCCUGUUCACCAUGAAAGGCCCCAAACCAACAUCUUCCUUCCCUGGGAGCUCAGCCCGCAAGAAGAGGCGCGUUGCGAGUUCCUCAGUCUCCCGCUCCCUGGGAGUGGCCCGUGGCCGCAGCCGCAUCGCCCGCCUCCCCAGCAGCACCUUGAAGAGGCCAGCUGGGCCCCUCACAAUCCCAGAACCCCCCUCCAGUCCCCACUGCCCUGGCAGCCAGAGGAGCCAGCAGGAACUGAUGGGGAUUGGGGGAGCCCUGUCAUCUGGGAGCUCUAUCACCAAGGUGUCCUGACCCACCAGCUCCUUGUGGUCCCUGGAACCGCCUGUGCCAGGAGCCCUGACCUGCCUUCCUCACCUCGGAGCAAUUAAGGGCAACACCCUCUUCCUUUAUUAACACUCCUCACCAGCCAUUCAUUUUGCUACCUGCCCUCUUUAUCAAUCUCUUGUUAUACUCAGUUUCUCAGCCUGUAUAUAUUCAUCUUGAGUGUCAACAUGUUGCUAUUUUAAAGGUGCAACCACCUUACCUGUUCAUAACACUCUCCACGCGAGCAGGUGGCCUUGGGGGACUUUGCUCCUCCCCUCCCAUCUAACAGAGGGCUCUGUGCAGUCAUGGCCGCUGUGCAAUGAAGAAGGGGCGAGGAUGGGAUGGGAUGGGAUUGGGCGCGGUAGGGGCUCCCAGCCUGACUCUCCCUGGUGUGUGAGAGAGGGAGGCACCGUCGUCGGCCUCAUCCCUGCAGCCCAGAGCAGGAGCCCCAGCCCCGGGCUGCCAUCCUAGUGAUGAUGUGGAUGAUAGUGGUGUUUGGAUUUCCAAAUGAAGAUAGCUUUAUCAUUUCUUUACUGCAAACAGGAUGCACACUCAGUGUAAAAAAAAGCGUACAGAAGAGAGGGAAAUUCAGCCUUAAUGCUACCACCUAGAUGUAAGAGCUGUUAAUACUCGAGUUUAUAUCCUCUGAUCCUUUAUUUCUGCAUAUAUACAUAUAUAUGUACAUGUAGAUAUAGAUAUAUUUUUUUAUUAUAAUGAUUAAUAAACCAUCUCCAUUCUU